UGUAUGGGCCAGCUUGUGGAUAUUGCUCCCUCAACAGCUUGGCAAGUAGACCCCAGCCCAGUCCCCACUUCCACCACCUUCCCUCAUCAUCCCUUAGAGAAGCAGAAACUCCACCGUGAACUCGCAGGCCCCCUACCCAGAACACCAAAUCGAUCCCUAGGCUAACAAAACACCUGAUCAGAGGGAAAUUGUUGCAGAACCAGCGAAUCAAAGUGGUGUGUAAAGGGAGCCCCGGUUGGUUUUUGUAGCAUCAUUGAGAGUUAGAAAAUUGAAAGUGAAGGUGUCUUCACCUUUGAUAUUCUGGUGAGGGUUAGACGUGAUUUGGGUGAAUAUUUUUAUUAGUAGCUAUAAGCAACAAAGUUAUAAAUGGGAGGUAUUGAAGAUAUUGUGACCUUGAAGAGAACUGUAUUUGUAACUGUGGGUACGACAUGCUUUGAUGCUCUGGUUAAAGCAGUAGAUACUUUGGAAGUUAAACAAGAGUUGUCUAGGAGAGGGUACACCCACCUGAUCAUUCAGAUGGGUCGAGGAACUUGUGUUCCCACUAAGCAGUCUCUUGGAGAAGAUGGUUCCCUUGCUGUAGACUACUUCACUUUUUCAUCAAGCAUUGCUGAUCAUCUGAAGUCAGCAUCUCUUGUAAUUAGUCAUGCUGGGUCAGGGAGCAUUUUUGAGACCUUGCGACUGUCUAAACCUUUAAUUGUGGUGGUUAAUGAAGAUUUAAUGGACAAUCAUCAAAGUGAGCUUGCUGAAGAGCUAGCAGAGAGGAACCAUUUAUAUUGUGCUCGUCCUCAAGACCUAGAUAAAGUUAUAGCUGGUAUGGAUUUGGAGUCACUCUUGCCAUACCAUCCAGGUGAUGCCAAGCCAGUUGCCAAGCUUAUAAACAGGUUUCUCGGUUUCCCAGAUGAGUGAUGAAGUUACAAUUUGUUUUAUGUACGAUUUCAAAUUUGGUAUAUGUUAAAUUGUACUAUUUACAUGAUAGAUCAACAACAUGUUCAACGUCAAAGUUGGUUUGUUUGGUUGUUUGGGUAGUUGAAGAUCACAUGUUGUAAGAUCUGUGGAUCAGGAUGACAUGCAAUAGGCUAAUGAAUUAGCAUAUUGUUGCCCUCAGUUUGACUCGGCCCUAGAAUUUCAUUCUUUGCUCUUCUCAGUCUAUGUAAUUGCCACAUGACUUGUGGAACUGUUAAAUAGACUUGGAUAAGAUAA
Mangifera indica (mango) is the source of this 1200-nucleotide messenger RNA. Its product is annotated as UDP-N-acetylglucosamine transferase subunit ALG13 homolog. Bases 367 to 906 code for a protein of 179 amino acids. Gene Ontology annotation, molecular function: hexosyltransferase activity. The transcript has 4 exons. The record is from RefSeq and is a predicted model, not a curated record. Gene Ontology annotation, cellular component: UDP-N-acetylglucosamine transferase complex; extrinsic component of endoplasmic reticulum membrane. NCBI's taxonomy places the organism in Eukaryota, Viridiplantae, Streptophyta, Magnoliopsida, Sapindales, Anacardiaceae. Gene Ontology annotation, biological process: dolichol-linked oligosaccharide biosynthetic process.